This is a messenger RNA of Cinclus cinclus, 2485 nucleotides long. RefSeq names its product caspase 9 (gene CASP9). The record is from RefSeq and is a predicted model, not a curated record. Gene Ontology annotation, cellular component: cytoplasm. Bases 811 to 2073 code for a protein of 420 amino acids. Gene Ontology annotation, biological process: proteolysis; intrinsic apoptotic signaling pathway in response to DNA damage; regulation of apoptotic process. NCBI's taxonomy places the organism in Eukaryota, Metazoa, Chordata, Aves, Passeriformes, Cinclidae. The transcript has 10 exons.
GUCCUGGAGCCAGCAGAAUGUCCUGGGGGCCAAGAGGCUCUGGGAUGCACUGGGAGGAGCAUUGGCAGCAGGUCAGGGAGUGACCCUGCCCCUCUGCCCAGCCCUGGGAGGCACACCUGGAGUGCUGUGUCCAGCCCUGGGCUCCUCACCAGCGAAGGCGAGGAAGUGCCUGGAGCAUCUCUUUUGCUGAGGAUAAGCUGAGGGAGCAGGGGCUGUUCAGCCUCGAGAGGAGACGCAGCUGAGAGGAGCCCAGCCUGUCCCUGUCCGCAGGGAGGGGAGGGCUCAGCAAUGGCACAAGAGCAGGAACUGAUGCACAGGAAGUUCUAUCUGAUCACGAGGAAGAAGUUUGCUGUGCGGGUGACACAGUGCCUAGACAGACUGUGGAGUGUCCAUCCCUGGAGAUAUUAAAAAAAAAAAAAACCAAAAAAACCCAACAAAACGCCAAAACACAAAAGGACUGAAUUCUAUUUCGUUUGCUCUGGGAUGACCCUUCUGGACCACACCAGGGCUCUUCCAGCCUGAUUCCGUGUGUGACUCUGGGACACCGAGACUGUGGCGCUUCCGGGCAGCGAGCGGCGGUUCCGGGACAGCGGCUCCGGGAAGGGACCGGCGGCGGCUCCGAGACAGCAGCGGCUCCGAGACAGAGCGGCGGUCCCGGGGCUGAGCGACGGGUCUGGGCAUUGAGCAGCGGGUCCGGCAGCCCAGAGCUCCGGGCAUUGAGCGGCGGUCCCGGGCAUUGAGCGGCGGUCCCGGGGCUCAGCGGCGGUCCCGGGUCCCGGCGGCGGCUCCGGCAGCGCAGGGCUCCGGGCCAUGGAGGAGCAGCAGCGGCGGGCGCUCCGGCGCGGCCGGGCCCGGCUGGUUGCGGCGCUGCGGGUGGAGCCGCUCUGGGACCCGCUGGAGCAGCGCGGGCUCUUCACCCGGCCCAUGCUGGAGGAGCUGCAGAGCUCUGGCAGCCGAGGAGAGCAAGCCCGGCAGCUGAUCACUGACCUGGAGACUCGAGGGAAGCAGGCUUUCCCUGCCUUCCUGUCCAUCCUGCGGGACACCGGGCAGGGCAGCCUUGCUGAGAUGCUGAUCCAGGAGUGCGAAUCCCGGCCGGUGCCACCACAGCUGCCGGACCUGCGGCCAGUGGAGCUGGAGCUGCGGGAAGAAAAACAGCAUAAAAAUGUGACCCCUCAUGAACGUUUGUCUAUCCCAAUCCAAGCUGAGAGUGAAAGACCUCGAAUACCUCCUGUGCCAGCCCGGGGUUCAGCUGUUGACAAGAGGAGCCGUGACCAAGAAUAUGAGAUGAAAGCGGAUCCCUGUGGACACUGCCUGAUCAUCAAUAACGUGAAUUUCUCCAGAGCCUCGGGUCUGUCCACCCGUGAAGGCUCUGACAUUGACUGUGAGAAGCUGGAGAGGCGCUUCAAGGCCUUGCAUUUCACCGUCCUGACCCAGCGGGAUCUGAAAGCUCAGGAAAUGGUGUUGGAGCUGCUGAAGCUGUCACGGCAGGACCACAGUGCUUUGGACUGCUGCAUUGUGGUCAUCCUUUCCCAUGGCUGCCAGACGAGCCAUAUUCAGUUUCCUGGAGGCGUUUACGGAACGGAUGGAAAACCCAUUCCCAUAGAAAAGAUUGUGAACUAUUUCAAUGGGUCCAAUUGCCCGAGUUUGAGAGGAAAACCAAAGCUGUUCUUCAUCCAGGCCUGUGGUGGAGAGCAAAGAGAUCAAGGCUUUGUAGUGGAUUGUGAUUCUCCUGGAGAGGAAGCUCCUGGGGGUUCUUUGGAAUCUGACGCGACCCCGUUUCGGGUUCCAUCGGAUAAUGUGGAUGAGCCCGAUGCCAUUGCCAGUUUGCCCACACCCAGUGACAUCCUGGUUUCCUACUCAACUUUUCCAGGUUUUGUGUCCUGGAGGGAGAAGUCGAGUGGCUCAUGGUAUGUGGAAAUGCUGGACAGUGUGCUGGAGCAAUAUGCUCAUUCGGAAGACCUGCUCAACAUGUUAGUGAGGGUGGCACAUGCUGUCUCUGCCAAGGGGAGGUACAAGCAGAUCCCGGGAUGUUUCAAUUUCCUCCGUAAAAAAUUCUUCUUCACGUGUGACUGACACAUGGGCUCCAAGCCCCCUACAGAUUCUUCCUGUGGCUAAUGAAAUCUGUGCCCACCAUGACUUGGUGUCGGUGCUCCCUGUGGAUUUUCCCUGUGUGUCCAGAUGUUUGUCUGGAGAAAUGUGAUCUGCGAGCGCUGGCUUUGCCGUGGAGUGGAGAUGGGAUGGAGAUUGUGCUGUACCGAUGGGAAAUGUUGUGGAUGGAGCAGGAAGUCCCUGUUGCUGGAGAACAGAGCCAGAGGAAAGCACUUCUGGCUCAUCCUUGGCCAUGCUCAGCUUCAGAGUGUUUUUCUUUGCUGAUCAUGUCUGUGUCCUGUGCUGCCUGGAUAACUGAUUGAGGGGACCAGGGUCUGAUCUUCAAGUGAAAUGGGAUGAGUUUUUCAGUCCAUGUUUCUAAUAAAUGCAAUUAAAG